UACGCCCCUGCAUUCACAUGACUAUCACGUGACACUGGUAUAACAAAAGAUAAACAAACCUAAGUAGGAGUUGUUAGUGCUAUGACUAAUGUUCGGUUAUCUGGUUUUAGUAUGCUGUUAAAUUGGAUACUCCUAUUUGCUGCAUUGUUUGCCUGUGGUUUAUGCCUGGACAAUGGUUUGGCUAGGACACCACCCAUGGGCUGGCUGUCUUGGAUAAGGUUUGGAUGCAAUAUUGACUGUGUCUCAGACCCAGACUUCUGUAUAAGUGAGAAACUUAUCAUGCAGAUGGCUGACCAUAUGGCAAAAGAUGGGUACAAGGAUGCAGGUUAUGAGUAUGUUUGUAUAGACGAUUGUUGGCUGGCCACAGAGAGGGAUAAAAACCGCAGACUUCAGCCUGAUCCUAAACGUUUUCCUCGUGGAAUGAAAUUUUUAGCAGAUUAUGUACAUUCUAGGGGCUUGAAGUUAGGAAUAUAUGAAGAUUUUGGAACAAAGACCUGUGGUGGGUAUCCAGGAAGUGAAUUCUACCUACAACUGGAUGCACAGACAUUUGCUGAGUGGGGCAUUGACUUGCUGAAAUUUGAUACCUGCCACUCUGACGCUCAUGAUAAUAAAUAUGGAUAUCCUGCAAUGUCAAUGUACCUGAACCAGACAGGCCGUCCCAUCCUGUUCUCCUGUGAAUGGCCUUAUGGAGAACUACAGCAGAACUUAUCCUCAGAUUAUGGUCCAGUGCGCCAGUACUGCAAUAUAUGGAGGAAUGACUGGGAUGUCAUGGAUGAUUUCAAAAAUGUGAUGGGUAUUGUAGGCUUCUAUGGAAAAAACAAUGAACUGUUCAUGAAAUAUUCUGGUCCAGGUGGAUUCUUCGAUCCAGAUCAGUUGAUAGUUGGAGGUAUUGGUAUGAGCCAUUACCAGCAGAGAGCUCAAAUGGCUAUGUGGGCCAUGUUUUCAGCUCCACUCUUGAUGUCCAAUGAUCUAAGAGAUAUUCCUGAAGAAGCCAAGCAAUUGUUAUUGAACAAGUAUAUACUAAGUGUAGACCAAGAUCCUCUGGGUGCCAUGGCAACCAAAGUAUGGGAGUUCAAAGGACUUCAGCUGUGGGUAAAACCUAUUAUGCCAAAGGGAAGUUUAGCCAUAGUUUUCUUCAACACAAAUGCCUUUGGGAGUGGGUCAGCAAUAUCGUCUGCAGCUGGUGAUAUUGGAAUGACUGAUUCAAGAGGCUACCAAGUCACUGAAGUGUUCACAGGGAAAGAUCUGGGUACUUUUAAGCCAGACACUAAACUGAAAACACGUGUUUUUACAACUGAUGCUUACAUGAUUGUUUGCAAGAUUUUAUCCUGAAAUAUACUUUGAUACCUUUAUCGCUCAUUUUCUACAGCAUAAAGUGCAUGGGCUAUGUACUGUAAAAGCAAAUAUUUUCGCUGGGUCAAAAUUGCGAGAAUUUUAAAUUUUGAGUAUGUUCGCGAGGUUUAAUAUUUAAAAGUGGUAUCAUACUUGAAUUUGAAUUAUAAUAAUGGUGAAUAUUUAUGCAAGGAUUAAAUUUCAGGAGAUGAAGGGCCUCAGGAAUAUAGCAAAAAUUAAACCCUCACGAAAAUUUCUGCUUUUUACAGUAUUGUCAAACUGAUGUUUGAGGUUGUAUAGCCAUAAACUGGUUCAUGUUAUGACUUGUAAAAUUCCACUUAUCUCAUUAUCGUUACAGGGAGGUCUAUAGAAAGUGAUACUUGUAUCAAAAAGUUAUAUUCUUGUAAGCAAAUGCAUGUACUCUUAUACAGAUCUGUCAAACUGUGAUAUUGAGUAACUAUACCUCAGGGGGAAAAAAAUCUUAUUUUCAUGUACAGAGAAUUUGUAUUUUUAAUAUUCUAAACAUAAUUUGGUUAAGUAUUGCAUUACAUUGUUGUAUUCUGGCCAUUAUCUUCUUUUAUUGUCUGAAACAAAUCAAAAUUAGUAGUUGCUAUAUAUGGGUUUAUUGUCAGUAAACUGUUUUUGAGCUCCCUUAGAUUUUUUGAUUUUGUGGAAUUUAGACUUACCCUUGUCUGUACAUCCGUCAGUUUGUCUGAAUUUGUGUUGUACAUACCUGAAAAGGUAAUUAACCUAGAAUCAUCAAACAUUAUAGGCUUGUUAUUCAGCAUGUGAAGUUGGAUAGCUAGGAUUUUUGUUUGGGAUUUCACUCAAACCAGAGUUAAGGCUCUUAACAGUCAAAAAAUAUGUAUGAAUGUCCUUAAAGUUUGUGUCACACAUAUCUCAAAAAGUGUUUUACCUAGAGUCAUGAAAGAUCAUAGGUUUGUUAUUCAGCAUGUUAUGAACUUUGGAUUACUUAGCAAGGUCAAUGUUUUGACCUUUGAAUCAGUAUAAGAUGCAGUGAAGGGCCUAAAAGUUUGUGUCACAUGUAUCUCAAAAAGCAUUUGACAUGGAAUAAUGAAGUUUUGUAGAAAUACUUUUAAGCAUGUGAAGUUAUGCAACUUGGUAUUGAGGGGUUUCACCUAGUCAAACCAAAGUAUUUCUCUUGUGUCGGUUAAACCCAACAAAACAAAAGUUAUGGCUCGUGUCUAAUCAAAACUAUGGAUAAAUGGUGUUAAAGUUUGUGUUGCAUAUAUUUGAAAAAAAAAAUUUGACAUUGCCUCAUGAAAUAUUAGAGGAUGUUAUGUAUAAAGCAUAUGAGCCGCGCCAUGGGAAAAUCAACAUAGUGGGUUUGCGACCAGCAUGGAUCCAGACCAGCCUGCGCAUCCGCGCAGUCUGGUCAGGAUCAAUGCUGUUCGCUCUGGUUUCUCUAAUUGCAGUAGGCUUUAAAAGCGAACAGCAUGGAUCCUGACCAGACUGCGUGGAUGCACAGGCUGGUCUGGAUCCAUGCUGUUCGCACACCCACUAUGUUGGUUUUCUCAUGGCACGGCUCAUAUGAAGUUGUGCACCUGGUGCAGUGUAUUUCCACCCCACCAUCUCUCCCCUCCCUCCCCUUGUUCACCUGGUGCAUUGUUUUGAAUAUACCAGUCCCUCCCUUGUUCGCCCCACCAUCUCUCCCCUCUCCCUAACCCCUAAAAACAAUUUGUUUUUAGUAUUUACAUUUUCAGUUUCUUUUAUCUUGUGUUCCAUACCUCAUGUUUUUAUUUCGAUGUAAAUGAGAUGUGAAUUAAACCAGAAUUUGUAGUCCUGUUUGGCGCCAUAUAACCAAUACUGUGUUGGUGCGCCGUAAAACCCAAAUAAAUAAAUAAAUAAAUUUAUCUUGUGGUUCAUGGUAAUGUUUGGUAGUACCUAUACCCCCAAAUGUUGACUCACACCCCAGACUUAUAUAAGAUUUAUGAAAGUUUUCUAGGUUUGCAUUGUCAAUGAGUAACACAAUUGUCAGCAAGUAAAAUAUUUUGACUGAUGUGACAAGAAGUGGAAACACCGGUGUCCUGUUGACACACAACUAGUUUCUUAAGUCGUUAUAGAUUCCUACAUUAUAGUUUAAACAUACAAUGGAAUUUAUUAUAUUUUUAUAUUGCUUAUUUAUAUUUGUAUUCAUAUAUAAUAACAGCUCUAUAUGCACAAAAUUUAAACGAAAUUAUAAAAUGUUUGAAUAUACAAGUCUAUGGCCCUGACAAGGUGCUUUUCACCUUGGUCUGUCAGUCUCUGUAUAUAUUACCUUGGUCAAGUCCAUAAUCUUGGAUAUUCACCAAUCAUCACAAAAUAAAUGUUUAAUAUCACAUGAUUGAUGUCAGGGUAACUGAUAAUUUCAUGUGGUGUUUUUUAAAAGCUUUCAUGAUUUGUCUAUUGUCACUUUGGUUCCAGUUUGCUGAAAAAUUGGAUUUACAAACUGUUAUAACCAUUUCAAGUGUUUACUGAUGUUUGCUUUUAAAUGUUUGACAUUUAUAGGUUAUUAUAUAGUUCUGUUACUUCUUUAUAUUUUCAAAAAUAAAAAUAGAUAUUUGUUAA
This is a messenger RNA of Mercenaria mercenaria, 3900 nucleotides long. RefSeq names its product alpha-galactosidase A-like. The transcript has 8 exons. Gene Ontology annotation, cellular component: cytoplasm. The record is from RefSeq and is a predicted model, not a curated record. Lineage: Eukaryota; Metazoa; Mollusca; Bivalvia; Venerida; Veneridae. The coding region runs from base 82 to 1332 and encodes 416 amino acids. Gene Ontology annotation, biological process: glycosylceramide catabolic process; glycoside catabolic process; oligosaccharide metabolic process. Gene Ontology annotation, molecular function: alpha-galactosidase activity.